AUGGUGAGCGGGAAUUUCCGCUUCAAGGGCUGCGCCCAGUGGCGCCGCCCGCCGCACCUCUUCCCAAGGUUAACCGGACAUGAACGGCAGAUGAACGGGCGCUUCCGCGCGCGGCCGAUCCACGCGCCGCCGGCCGCGUCCGCGCAGAUCGACAUCCAGACGGUCGGCCACCGCCGGCACUAUGGCGAGCGCCAUGCCAUGCCGCGCCGCGCGGUCGUCCGCAGCCUUUACCGGCGCGGCUAUCGCGACGUGCACCGGGUCCACUUCCGCAACGGCUAUUGGCGCGCCCGUGCGCUCGGCCGCCGCGGCGUGGUCGCCCUGAAGAUCGACCCGCGCAACGGCCACAUCGUUCGCCGCCGGCUGCUUCAGCCCGUCUAUCACGCGCCAGCCCGGCGCCUCCGGAUUUUCUUUGACCUUGUCCGGACCGGACCAUAUCAGGGGCGCAUCGCCAAUCUGCAGCCAAACCCGCGGUCGGAUGUGAACGUACUGGUCCCCUUCGAUGGCAAUCCCUGCCCCGAACCCUACCGGCAGGGUUUUACGCGCACCGAUGACGGCUUCGACCUGCGCUUUGCCGUCUUUCGCACGGACAUCGCGCCAUGCAAGGGCACGAUCGUGCUGCUGCACGGGCGCAAUGAAUGCAUCGAGAAAUAUGCCGAGACGAUCGCCGGCCUUGUCGGCCGGGGCUUCGACGUGGGCACUUUCGACUGGCGCGGCCAAGGCCGUUCGACGCGCUUCUUCCGCGAUGCCAGGCGCGGCUAUGUCGACGAUUUCUCGCAAUACGCGACCGAUCUCGACCAGGUGUUCUCGACCGCGAUCCUGCCCGAGACGCGCCCGCCCUUCUUCACGCUCGCCCAUUCGAUGGGCGCGCUGAUCGCGCUGCUGACGGCGCCGAUGAUGGCCAACCGCAUCGAGCGCAUGGUCAUGUCCGCGCCCUUUCUGGGCCUGUCCGAGGAAGGCCCGCCGCCCGGCUUUCUGUCGGUCGCGGCCGGUGCGAUGUGCUAUUGCGGCCUCGGCCGCACCUAUAUCGGCGCCGGCCCGCGCGGCAUCACGGCGCUGCGGCUGGAGACCAACAAGCUGACCAGCGACGCGGCGCGCUUUGCGCGCAACAAGGCCAUUCUCGACCCCGACAGGGGGCUGGGUCUCGGCGCGAUCACCGCCGGGUGGCUGCGCGCGGCGGCAAGGGCGAUUGCCGCCGUACACGACCCGGCCCACAUGGCGUCCAUCCGCAUACCGGUGCUGCUGGUGGCCGCCGGCGCCGAACGCGUCGUUUCGUCGACCGCCGCCGAAGCCUAUGCGCGCCGCAUCCGCGCCGGAUCGCUGAUCACCAUCGCCGGCGCCCGCCACGAACUCAUGCAGGAGGCGGACCGCUACCGCGACCAGUUCUUCGCCGCCUUCGACGCGUUCGUCCCCGGCGGCGGCGCCUGA
Molecule: messenger RNA, 1425 nt
Organism: Effrenium voratum
Lineage: Eukaryota; Dinophyceae; Suessiales; Symbiodiniaceae
Source: the annotation of a GenBank genome assembly